Molecule: messenger RNA, 7467 nt
Organism: Epinephelus lanceolatus (giant grouper)
Lineage: Eukaryota; Metazoa; Chordata; Actinopteri; Perciformes; Serranidae
Gene: cbarpa
Product: CACN subunit beta associated regulatory protein a
Biological process (GO): negative regulation of voltage-gated calcium channel activity; negative regulation of calcium ion-dependent exocytosis
Cellular component (GO): secretory granule; plasma membrane
Molecular function (GO): transmembrane transporter binding
Source: RefSeq, a predicted model, not a curated record
CGUGUGGUUUCAUUCAUAACUACAGUCUUCAUUUGAAGCCCAAAUUAAAGUAUGCAGACGGGGCAGGCUGCCUGUGGACCGCCGCUUCUCACGGAGUCUACAGCCGGGCUGAGAGCAGACGACGCAGAGAUGUGGGACAGCCCCGAUCGGAGGGUUUUCGGAGGAGAGAGGAAGAUGCUGCUGAUGCUGAUGCUGAGGCUGCUGCUGCUGCUGAGCGCCGCCGGCUGCAGCGGGUCGCUGUAGUCAGUCUGCACAGAGCGGAGGGAAGCUGCUCCAACACCGCCUGUAUAGACCGGUUCACUCACGCUGACCUGGACCAUGAGCAAUGAUUUGCCUGUUCUGACAAGUCUGACUGAGAACUCCACUGAUGUGCCUGUGUCAGCGGGUCAGGUGGAGAACUAUGUGCUGCUGUUGGUGCUGCUGAGUGUUUUCGCCGGGGGGAUGCUGGUCCUGCUCUCCCUGCUGCUCCUCUUCUGUCACCGCUGCUGCAUGGGUGGUCGACGCUACUCCAGAGCCAGCGAUGACCCUGAGAAGACAAACACCACUUAUGCUGAGGAUUCUCAGCCCACCCAAGAGAUCACCAUUCAUAUGGAUGAAUCAGACGCUCUCUCAGCUGUGAGCUGUCACGAUGGAGAGUCAGAGCGAUUUGUCUCCACUGGCUCUACUGGACGCAGAGUCUCCUUUAAUGAAUCUGCACUUUAUGAACAGGAGAAGACGACUCAGGACAAGGGACGCAGAUACACUCUGACGGAGGGAGACUUCCACCACCUGAAAAAGGCUCGGCUCACCCACCUUCACCUGCCUCCAGCCCCCUGUGACCUGAAGAUCCUCACCAUCAUGGAGUGCGACUCAACAGAGAGCAGCACCAUCAACAUCAAUGAGGCCGCAGCUCCCAAACUGCCCCUCACCAUCUACCAGCCUGCCGAGAGAAGAGUCCCCGACUGGGUGGGACCGAGCCUCAGCGGAGGACUGCCUGGAGACCCGCACCACUCCACCAUCCUGGACCAGGGCCCCAGACAGGCAUCAUCAUCCAUGAAAGCACACCACACACGCUCCCAGACAAUGGAGGCUAUCGGGGACAGGGGAGAGGCUGAGAGCGAAAGGGGGAUGAGAGGAGAGUUGACUCAAGCUCCGGGCCAGACUUCAGUUCUACAUUUCUUCUCUAAAUUGCGACGCCAUGCCAGUCUUGAGGGGGCGGGGCCUUACUUCAGGAGGUGGAAAUUUGACAGUAGUCACCGGGCUGCCAGCCUGGAUGCCAAAGGAUCCCCGAAGAGAAGGCCCUUCCAGAGACAGAGAGCUGCAAGUGAAACCACUGAUCACACCGAAGACGACUCUGCAUCUCUCCAAGAUGACUCUUUCCCACACUCCCCCAUCCAGACCAGUGGCCUACAGUCUCUCUCCGCAGAGUCUCUGUCUCACCACGACACAGUACCCACAUCCUCAGUCAUCCUCAGCAGGCUACAGCUGGAGGCCAUGGUGGAGGUAGGUGGUAGCAGCAGCACUAGAAGAGGGGAUCUCUGUUCACCAACAAAUGAUUGUCACGCCCAGAGACAAGAGGAGGUCACAGCCAACGGGACAGGAGUAGAAAAAGAAACAAAGUUCAGUGCACUUAUAAGAACAGAGGCAGAGGGAGUCGAGCUAGAGUCGGUGGAAGAUGAUGACUUGUUUGGCGCACAACAAGAAGCUGCAGUACAGCAAAGGUUUGAGGACAUGUUAAGGACAACAAAGACAGACUGCAUGACGUCAGAUGUGAGGAAAAAGAGCGAAGCAGAGGCAGAAGAUGGAGAAGAGGUGGUUUUGGGAGCUGAGGCCAGACGAAGGACUGACUCAGGCUCAUCUCUUACCUUCAUGAUCCGCCAGGAGAGCUCGGAGGCUCCUCCCUCCCUGUACAAGGACAUCUGGAGCUUGCGAGCCUCUCUGGAGCAAUAUGCCUCCUCAGACCAGAGCAGCACAGAUCGGGAGUCCAUCCGCAGUGAUGCCGACAGCGUCUCAUCCUUUGGUGGUGCAGGAGCUCGCUCUGGCCUGGACAGCUGCUUGUCCCAAGACCUGGACGAUGAGCCUGAAGGAGAAGGGGAUGGAGAGAUGUUGGAGGGAGGGAUCAGAGGGGCGUCAGGUGGGGACAGUGAGGUGGGGAGUGGAGCUGGAGGAGAGGGUGAGGCAGGGAACCGUAAGCUCCUCCAGAUGGACAGUGGCUAUGCCUCCAUUGAAGCACCAUCCAGGGCCCCUGAGGAAAUGCGACUUUUUGGGACUCCUGGAGCUCCUCGAGGGAAGACGGCUUCUGAGAGAAGGUUGUUCUUCACCAGCUCUGGGAGAAAAGGUUCGGUGUGCGAGAGCAUUGAGGCCCGGCUGUUUCAGGAGGAGCUGGAGGAUGAGAUGGCCGACAGCACGGAGACAGAGGAGAAACUAAAGGAGAGAUCUAAAAAUGGCGGUCAGUCUCUUACCCUUCAAGAACCUCAUCAGCUUCUUAAAUCCCUUCAUCCUCAGAAACCUCAAGAAUCACAAUCGCAGCUGAUGUCUCCACUAAUGAAGCCAAUCUCACAGCCCUCUAGUCCUCAUAAGCCCCGUCUCCGCCGCCGUGACUACAGCAUCGAUGAGAAGACAGAUGCUCUUUUCAAUGAGUUCCUCCGCCAUGAUCCACGCUUUGACCAGCAGGAUUCUCCGCUGCGUUCCAGGCACCGAUCCAGAGUUCACCUCCGGAAACAGUGGCAGAGACACAAGCAAUACAGUGACCCAGGGUCAGGUGCUGGGGGUAGGUACUCCCCAUCUUUGGAGAGGCAGAGAUUCACUCCGUUGCGGAGAGGUGACAGUGCAGGUUACCCUCUGGACACCAGGUAUCACAGCACACUGUCACGCAUUGCGAGUGCCGCCGAUGAAGAAGCCAGUGAGACUGCAGCUUGUGAGGAAGCAGCCAAAGAAAGCACAGAGAGCAAAGAUGUGUCGAGUGAAGGAGCUGCAGGGGAUGUCGCAGAAAGUAAAGCAACCUCUGAAGGCACUGACGCAACAAAGAGCUGUGCAGAAUCGACCGGUGAGGGCUGCCAGGCCUCUAAAAAAAAGGACAAAGAAAGCACAACAAGCCCGUCUUUGACCACUCUUACUACAAAGACAAACCACAUGAAUCCGAGAGUCGACAACAGAAACAACAACAGUAGUCAAGCUAUUCUAUCAGAGGUCUCCCUGGAGAGCAGCCUGUCAGAAAAGCUGGCUGUGUCAGUGGAAGAGAGGCUCUACGGUGGCCUGCGCAGCGCAGAGAAGCUUGGCCAGGGAGGAACAGAGCGUGUGCUUACCGUGUCACACACAGCCUCACCUGGCUUCAGUCCCAUAUAACUUGUUAACAAGCCCAUCUUCUUCAUCAACUUUAUUUCAAAUCCAUUAUCUAUAGACGACAGACUCGAACAAAAUGGUUUAUAGCACUUCAAACAUCAUCUUGUGUUAGAUACUUGGUCAAUCUCUGCGUCCCUUACAUUUGGACAACAUAACUGAUGCAUCAAAACACAAAUAUAUCCUAAAGUACAGAAGUAACUUCUUUCUCAAUGGCCAGUCUCUUCCAGCGUUUCCAUUCAGACCUUAUUUUCCACUGUGAUGCCAUGUGACAUGUGAUGCCCCCCUCCCCUUUAUAGAGUGCUGUAGGGAUGAUGUUUAUUUGUGGGCCAACAUGUAAGUUAGCGUGGCCCUGGUUCCCUCGAAAAAAAAAGCCUAUGUGAUUUCUCAAUUGGGUUUUGGAUUAUUGCAGAAAAUAAGGUCUUUGGCAAACAAACGUUUAUGAUACUUACGUGUUUUGUUCUGCAAGAUAAUCAUGACAAAUGAGCACCACUUUUAUGAUUUUUUUGUAAGCGUAGAUGAAAUCUCCAGAAGUAAAAAGGUAACAUUAGGCUAUAAAAGAACAACAUCAUGGUCGCAUGGCCUCAAAGUUGCCACCACAACAACGCUGUAAAGCUGCGGGCACAUACAAGCUGAAUACAUUGUGCACCAUUUGCUACAGUUUCCAGAUUGAAUGACAUGUUUUCUUAAAGAAAGCUUGGUGGUUGCGUCAGAGGUGUUACCCCAUCAGCAGCAACGUCUAUAUUAAACCAAAUUAUUGCAGAUCUUUACUUAUUGUGCAUAAUUUUUUUAUUAUGUCACACUUGCUCUGGCAAUGUAAAAUAUGUUUCCCAUGUCAAUAAAGCCCUUUAAAAUUAAUUAUUAUGAAUGAAACCCUGCAAUAUUAAAAGGCGGUUCACCUGUGUAUCACGACAGAGUUUUCAAGGCACCACCGUUUCAGAUUAAAUAAACAUUCUGCUAUGUUUUUUCAGGGCAGAAUGCACCCCAUUUUUGGCAAGAUGAUGCUCUGAACUCUCAUUAAAACAUUUGCUGACAACCAUUUUUUUUAAAAAGACAUGUAAAGGCCUCAAGGAGUUUGGUAUUAAUGGACAUGGUUUAUGUCUUACAACAAAACAUGUAAAUCUCUUACGCUUGUGUUACUCACAGACCUUAUUUCAGUCAUCUACCCAAAAACCCAUUAAGAAAACCAAUGACUUUGAGAUGAGGGAACAGGGAGUGCUAAAAUACUAACCCAUUCCACAUUCUGGGACUCAUUCCUGCAGAGCUCUAUUGGUACCCUUUCUUAAAAUCAAUGAGUUCAUUAUAUAGCUUUGAAAAUAUAGCCCCAUCUUUAGUAAAAAAUAAAUAUUUUCAGACUUAACUGUGAAUUUUCAGCAUGCUACUGUAUGUCCAAACAAUGUGUAUGUGAAUACUGUACAGUUUUAACUUAAAAACAAAAAGCACUUUGACGGGAAGAAAGGUAACGGUGGAGUUUCUGUCACCCAUUUCUCUCAUUUUUAAAAAUCAUAUCCUCCUCAAGUGUCCUUCUUGUCUCGAUCACCAUGAGGGUAAAUGUCUCCAUGGAAGCUUGUGGUUUCUGCAUUUGGCGAUGGGAAGUACACUGAUCAUGUCACAGCCCUCUAUCAUUAACGACAUAUCAGCAGAUCUAGUGAAUACACAAAUGGAAUGCCCAGACUAUACAGAUUAAAAACACUGAUCUAAAAUAUGUACAUCAAGAAUUUUUUAUACUCAUAUUUCAUCUAUUUUUAUAGGAUUUUUGUUAGUCAUUGGUCCUGUUAUUCAUCACAAUUAAGGAGGCGGUAUCCAGGAGCUUCCGUGGGCUCGGGUGAAAUGUUGUCUCACUGCUGGGACUCUGCUGAGGGGGAGACUGACAGAUGAUACUUAAAGUGACUGACACAGGAGCCUCUCAGGCUUUCAGACAGAUGGUCCAGUGAUACAGAGUUGAGGCUGUGAAAAUGGAGGUUGAAACUGAAUAGCUGAGCCAUUGUCUGCUCCCACACCGUGGCAGAAUGGGAUAUACUUGCUCUGCAUUGCUAAAUAAAAUUUAAGUCUGGUGAUAUUCUGUUUUUCUUCUUGUCAACAAAUGCCCAAAAGGCCAAAACUAAAAAAUAAUUAAUCCUACUUGUGUAGCCAAAGCCUCGUAUAGCUUAUUCCUCUCCAUUGUUGUCCAUAGAUGGGCGUAUUCAAGUAUUUCCUUUAAACUAAUAUGGAGUACUGGCAAAACAAACAAGUGCAAUUUUACAUUCAUAUUUUAACAAACAGGCUUCAAUUAGCUUAAUAAACUAUAAAUUCAAGGUUAGCAUAAUGAAAAAUUAGCAACCUUGCACUUGCUGCCAUUACAUAGCUUAACUUGGACGCUGCAUUGACGGACUGCUCUUCUCGCGGGCAGUUCAACGUCUAUCCAGUUAGCGCGAGCUAACGGCUAACAUCAGAAACGGGCCGUUUAACGGUCCUUACAAAUUCAAAUCGACACAGAAACGGCUCGACUUUGACAUUUAACCCGUUAAUAACCGUUACGUAAUAUUUAGCCGUGUGAUGCUAACAGUUAGCUCCUUCACUGUGAGUGUGUGUGUCUAUAGGCGGACUCUCACUGUUCCCUGGUGUGGACCUCACAGUCCAGCCGCGACAGGAGAGCGACAGCAGGGCCAGGAGCUGCUGAUAAAAGUAAUGAACUGUAACAUUACUUACCUCUACAAUAAAAUACGAUUUAUUAAUACCAUUUUAAAUAGUUGGCAAAAAAAACCCCAACUAUAUUAAAAAAAAAAUUCACAAGGGUUAGGCAGCGAAUACCAGCGUCCAAAACAAUUUCUCAAUAUCGUCACGCAAAAUAUCGCGAUACUACACUAUCAUUUCCGCCCCACCCAGGGCAGUAUUAAGUCCAUUUGUGGGUUUGAAGAUUAGUAACAUCAGAAAUGUCGACUUCUAAGCACAAGAUCUUGACUCAUUUUGACAAUUUAGAUGGAUAAAUAAAACCAGAUAAAAUAUUUAUGGCAAUUAUGAUGUCACAAAUUCAAGACUUUUCAAUUACUUUUAAGGCCCAAUAUUCAUAAAACUGUUUUUAAAGCAUUUUACGACAUUUGAAGGACCUGUAGACACCCUGUUGUCAAUAUGCACAAAAUGUUUUAAUGCACAGCUUUGUGCAAAAUUUGUGCAAAAUUUGUGCACCAAAAUUCACUCUUUACUCCAAAAAACAGUGCUCAGCUGUUUUAGUAAAUUAUUUAGCCUCUAAAAGAUAAAGGCAUGUAUUUGUCACCCAGAACUACGGGAUACAUUAAUAUGGAUCGAGAAAUCAAUUCAAUUGAUCCAGUGUUACUGAUGUAAAGCGAUUCAUAUUGUCAUCUUUAGGAUACACCUUUAUUUUGAAAUUCCCAUGGCACUUGUGUGAUACCAUUUCUGUCUUCUUCAAGAUUCAAGCAGUGCUAGCCGCAUAACAGAGGCAGAUAAUGUCAAGCAGCCAAGAAAAAGGCCGUGAGGAAAUUUAGUCGUAUCGUCUCAUAUCAAUCACAGCCUCCUGAAUUCAACGUAAUCAAAAUUGUAUCAUGCCAGAUUUUGUGCUAACAGCAAAUGCUAUUGUUGUCCGAAGAACUGAUAUAUCAUAUUGAGAUGGAACUUGUGAUUUACACCCCUAAGAAACAACCCUUGUUGGUUUUCAUUCAAUUUGUGGACAUUAAUAAAAAUAUAGAAUAUUGGCAGCCCUACCCUUGAGGUAAUACUCUGCAGAUAUCCUGUCUUCACACGUUAAAGUCACAGGUUUAACAGCUUUCCCUCCACUCUCUCUGCCAGUAUGGAUGUAAAAUGUAAUAUUCGCUUUGCAUUCAUGUUAAAUUGCAUCUCUUCAACACGAGAACAUUGCUGCAUGUUAUGUGUGAUGUCAUCUGGGAAACUGCGAUGGUGGGUACAGCUUGUCCCUCUUUCCUUUCACACGGACUUCGGUUUGAGCUACAGUACAUGACUGUGUGUAUGUUAUGAAACUCAUGUCUCUGUCCUCAUCCAUGGUGAACCAUCUGCUUUAUUGUAAAAAGAGUAGUGCAGAAAAUCCAAAUGUCUUGCAGCCUUGACAAAGGCUAGACCUUGUGGGACCAACUGAGGCACAUAUUCAUUUUGGACUGAACAUUUUUCUGAAUAAAACAAAUAAAAGUGACUCCCCAA